AUGGCUAGUGGUGAGAAUCCGGAUCAACCGAGACAGCCUCGCAACUUGCAAGGUUUACUGAAGUUCGCCAUGGAAGCUACCAAAAGCGAAGACGCACCACAUGACGCACAACUUCAGCCGUUGGACGAAGAACGGCGACGAUUUCUGGAGGAAGCACUCAAAUCCCUUACCGUCGAUGUCGUUCAGGAGCUAGAGAAAUCGAUGAAUAUUUUGCUGGACAGUGAAUCGGAUGAGGAGGCAAAGAUUGAAGCGUUAGAAACAGUGACUGACUUCGUGGAGGAUAUAGACACCGCGAAUGAUUUCUUCAAAGUUGGCGGAUUCGUUAUUAUAAAGCCAGGGCUUGAGUCAAGCAGCGCAGAGGUUCGUAGCCGUACACUACGGUUAAUAGCUGCACUGGCACAGUGCAAUCCAUUCUGCCAGCAGCACCUGCUUGAGCUGACCAUCUUGCCAAAACUGAUCGAGUUACUUGCGGACGAAUUAUCCGUCGCACAGGAUGCCGUAUCCGCUGUAUCCGCUAUGGUACGACAAUACGAACCCUGUGCAGCGGCAUUCAUCGAUAUCGGUGGCCUCGAGAGCAUUAUGAAAUGUUUACAUUCAAAUGAUGAAAAGCUGAGCACAAGGUCCUCAUUUCUGAUGGUUUCCUUGAGUAAAGAGUUUGCACCGGUUAUGGAUAAGUUUAUUAAGCUAAAUGCGAUCGAAUGUGUGCUGACGUGGAUAGAGCUUUCGGAUCGGAUGCUGCAAACCGGACUGUCAGUUCUGGCAACGUUCGCGGAAACUAAAGAGGGCGUUCAGCGAUGCCGGGCAGACAGUAACUUGAAAGAGAAGCUGGACAUGAUCAUUGAGCUGGGAAGUGAGAAGGAUGAUUAUUGGGCACCGCUCGAUUUCGCUAAAACUCUGCUGAAACUCUGUUAUUCUGGUGAACAGGAUGGCGCCGACCGGUAG
Anopheles marshallii is the source of this 942-nucleotide messenger RNA. Its product is annotated as hsp70-binding protein 1-like. The record is from RefSeq and is a predicted model, not a curated record. The transcript has 3 exons. NCBI's taxonomy places the organism in Eukaryota, Metazoa, Arthropoda, Insecta, Diptera, Culicidae. The coding region runs from base 1 to 942 and encodes 313 amino acids.